This is a messenger RNA of Striga hermonthica, 954 nucleotides long. The record is from the annotation of a GenBank genome assembly. NCBI's taxonomy places the organism in Eukaryota, Viridiplantae, Streptophyta, Magnoliopsida, Lamiales, Orobanchaceae.
AUGGAUCAGCAGCAAGACGGCGGAGGCGGCGUCUAUCUGCCGAAAUCUGCGGCCGUGGCGGCGUGCGCUGCCAUGGCCGUUUUCUAUGUUGCGGUUCUGUAUUUCCCUACGCUGAUUCUCCGAUUACCCCCGCCGGAUUCUUUUACAUCCUUUAUGAUACGGCGUUUCGCGUGCGCAGCCGUGUCCUCCGUCGUUUCCCUCGCUCUCUGCUCUCUCAUCCUCCCCAUAGGAAAGUGGGAUACAUCGAUAUUGCUUGGUGUUUAUGGAAUCAGACUGGAUCAUAGCUGGCAAGCUUUGGUCUUUCCUCUUUUAUUGACUUCCCUCAUGUACUCUGGGACCUUUACUCUGAGACUUUUAUCAAUGUUCCAUGCAAGCAACGAGCAUUUAAGUCUCGGAAGUCUAUCAAUCAUAUAUAUCAAGAGCGUUUUAUUGAAGAUCAUAGAUUUGGUAGUUUCAACAGCUUACUCUGUGUCAGCCUGGCGUAACUAUGUUGUGGCACCACUUACAGAAGAGUUGGUAUUCCGAGCUUGUAUGAUUCCUUUGCUACUGUGUGGAGGAUUCAGUACCUACACUGUGGUAUUUCUUUGUCCAAUAUUUUUCAGUUUAGCUCAUUUGAAUCACUUACUGGAGUUAUAUGUCCAGAAAAAAUGCAGUUUUCCCAAAGCUUGUCAAGUUGUAGGUUUCCAACUAGGGUACACCAUCAUCUUUGGGGCGUAUGCAUCAUUUCUUCUUGUCCGUACUGGGCAUCUAGUUGCUCCACUCAUUGCUCAUAUAUUUUGCAAUUUCAUGGGGUUGCCUGUAAUAUUUUCCAGUAGGUCUGGUAUGAUAAGUGUGGCUUUUUUACUGGGAAUGCUAAGCUUUUUCUGGAUGCUUUUCCCAAUGUCCAGUCCACAUUUGUAUAACGAUAGAGAAGAUGAUUGCAAGUGUUGGCAUAGAUACUGUAACUGGAACUAA